AUGAAAACUGUUAAGUCCAUAGUGGAGCGCGCUACGGGCUUUGUGGGAAAGGCGCUGCUGGAGAAGCUGCUCUGGAGUUUUCCACAAAUCACACGCAUUUUCAUGCUAAUCCGUCCCAAAGGCGGCGCCACAGCGGAGCAGCGCUUCCAUAGCUUUCUGCAGAACAAUAUCUUUGAACGCUUGCGCUGCAAUUAUCCGGAGCGUCUUGAGAAAAUCUGCUACUUUGCUGGCAACAUUGAGGAUGAUAACUUUGGUUUAAAUGAGUGCGACAGACGCAAGCUGUGCGCCCAGGUUAAUAUUAUUUUCCACAGUGCGGCAACAGUGAGAUUUAAUGAGUGUCUGAAGGUGGCAGCACGCGUUAACUCAAUGGCCACCUACAAUCUUCUAGAGCUGUGCACGCAAAUGAAGCAGCUGAAGCGAUUUCUUUAUGUGUCCACUGCUUAUUGCAAUCCGGGACGCAAGUAUGUGGAUGAGCUAGUCUAUCCCACGCUGCCGCCUGUGGACUGGCGACAGUUUCUUGCUUGCACACAAAAAAUACCCGAGGAGUAUCUGAAUCGUGUGGCAAACUAUAUUAAGGGUCCGCAUGUUAAUACCUACACCUUUACCAAGUCCAUAGCUGAGCAGAUUGUCAACUCGUACAAGCAUUUGAUACCCAUUGUCAUAGUACGUCCAUCAAUAGUGACCGCUGCCUAUUGCGAGCCGUAUCCGGGUUGGAUUGACAACAUACAGGCCAUUAGCGGCAUUAUGAUGGAGAUUGGCAAGGGCGGCAUUAGCAGCAUACUGGGCGACAAGUCGCUCAUCUGCGACAUUAUUCCAGUGGACUUUGUAGUCAAUGCCAUGAUUAUGAUGGUGCAUAAAGCGCAGCUGGGCAGCAUUAGCAUUUGCAAUGCCACAUCGGGUGUUACGAAUCCCAUUAGCUGGCAGCGUCUGGGCGAUCUGACAAUGAAGUGGUCACGCAUUUAUCCCACCAAGCGCAUGAUUAUGUUUCCCAAUUUCAAGUAUCGACGCAGCGCGCUGCGGCAUGAGCUGGCGGUGUGGGUGCUGCACUUUGUGCCUGCUCUGUUUAUGGACUUGCGCACGCUGCUGUUCAGACAGAAGCGUCGCUUUGUUACGCCCAUUGCUAAGAAGUUUCGACAGGCUUGCCUGGCUGGCAGCUUCUUCUCACUCAACGAGUGGAUCUUUAAGAAUCGCAGUCGUUACUACUUUAAGGAACUCAUCGACAACGGCACCUUUCCCACGCUCUACUGGAAUCUCGAGCAGCUUGACUAUGAUGACUACGUGCGGCGUCAUAUGAUUGGCAUUAACAAAUAUUUGCAUCGCGAGCAGUUCACUGUAGAUGCCAACAAAAUGCACGUUACCAGAAUCUAUUGGCUUUGGAUAUUUGCGCAUCUGUGCUUCUAUAUGCUGUUAGUCUAUGUGUUGUUGUAAACGCAACAAACAUUAAAUGUUGGCU
Messenger RNA from Drosophila busckii, 1453 nucleotides. Its product is annotated as putative fatty acyl-CoA reductase CG5065. Gene Ontology annotation, molecular function: alcohol-forming very long-chain fatty acyl-CoA reductase (NADP+) activity. Gene Ontology annotation, biological process: long-chain fatty-acyl-CoA metabolic process. Gene Ontology annotation, cellular component: peroxisome. The record is from RefSeq and is a predicted model, not a curated record. The transcript has 6 exons. NCBI's taxonomy places the organism in Eukaryota, Metazoa, Arthropoda, Insecta, Diptera, Drosophilidae. Bases 1 to 1428 code for a protein of 475 amino acids.